ACAAUUUGUUCGUUCAACCCUAAUAAACAGGUUAUCCUGUGACUCGUCGACUCGUACCCCACUAGCGACGUAGCACCAACCCGUCACCCGAAUUUUGACCCAAAAUAACUGAGCCUACUCGAUCAUUGGAUUUUUCAGUGGGUGUUUCUAAUCCCAGGACCAGAUUUGUUUACCGUUCCCCCGUGCUUCCCCACCCAUUGUCGUCACUAUUGGCUCUCUAUAAGUGAUACAUAACCUCCACAAACUCUUCUUUCGACAACCCUUCGCCUGUAAAGAAAACCACCAUGAAGUUUGGAAAGACGUUCUUAUCUCAUCAGAUCCCCGAAUGGUCGAUUUUCUACAUGAACUAUAAGAACUUGAAAAAAAUCAUCAAGAACAUCGACUAUGACUUCAAUCCGUCUGAGAUGGAAAUCAGUGACAUGGUCAAUUCCAUCUUGACCCAGUUCUUCUAUCAGUUGGAUGGGAAUAUCGAAAAGGUUGAUACUUUCUACAGUACCAAAUUUGAUGAGUACAACCGUAGGUUGAACAAGAUCAUCAACUUGUUGAACUUUAGCCAAAACAAGAUCCAUCACCAGAUCGACUCCAACGAUGAGUUGGAUGAAAUCAUCUCGAUUCUCUUGGAGUUGAAGAACUUCUUCAGAAACUUGAAGUGGUUUGGAGAGUUGAACCACAAGGGGUUUGUCAAAAUCUUAAAGAAGUUGGACAAAAAGAUGGUUUCGUUAACCAACUUAUCCAAUACUCACUUGCAGAGCCAACUUGUUAACUUACCAAGCAACAAUAAGGAAGUUUACUUGUCUACUAGAGUUAAUGCUCUACCUUUUGCCAAUGAAAUCGACUUGCACAAGAAUCUUGAUUUGAUUAACAACCUAUUGAACCAGCUUAGUUACCAUGAUUUUGCUUCCAAAACACCUGUUUCAACCACCCAAAGUGUUGCUGCCGUGAAAGACAAAAAGACCAUGGACGCCAUUAACAGCAGUUUCGAUUCCUUGUUCUUGACGAGUUUCAAAGACUUGAUAGCCAGUGACGACCCCAAGGGGUUACUCUCAAAAUUGGAAAGAAUCCCUAAAGAAAAGAAGAAUUUGAAGUUCUUGAUCACUUUGUUGGGUAAAUUGACGAUUCUGAACGCCAUCGGGUGUAUUGAUUUGGUGUUUGGUUUAUUAGACUCGUUUAUCAAAGAGAACAAUUUGUCUACCGACAACUUGUUAUACGACAAGUUUGAUAUCAACGGAAGAAACUUUUUCCAUCUUUUAGUGGUAAGCUAUGGCAAGCAGCAGUUGAGUGAUGCAGAGGAUUCCAGAAAGGCCAGCAUCAACCAAAAAUUGAUCCCAGGAGAAAACAACAACAUCAACAAAUUAUACUUGAGUAACUCUGGUAUUGAUGGAAACAAUUUAAAGCCAAUCAUCUUGAGCGGAUUCGAGUACAUUCUUGAAAAAAUUAGUGCAGGUUCUGGUUUACACAACUUGAAAUUCUUGUUGAACGCUAAAGACAACUACCUUAGAACUCCUUUGCAUUAUGCUUCUCAAUAUGGUAUCAAGGAUAUGGUGAAAUUGAUUUUGAGCUACUUGUUCAAAUGGAAUCUAAUCAAUAACUCUUUGGCAAUUGAUGAUAACAAGUUCUGGGUUGACCAGGAGAACUUGACUCCAAUUCACUUGUCUAUUAUCGGUAAGCACCCCAAAACCACCGAAUACUUGUUAAUUUAUUCAAAUACGGAUAGGUUGACAUGUUCCAAUUUACUCCUCUUGGCAGUCAGAUUGAACAGCCCUGAAAUCUUAAGUCAUUUGAUUAAGUUAGGAAGGAUCAACAUCAACUACACCGAUUUCGAACAUAACAAUGAAACAGCUCUCUACAUUGCUGCGAAAUUGAACUUGCCGGAAGUUGUUGAGUUCUUAUUGAACAACAGUGCAAACCCUGAAAUAGGGGAGAUGAUAUUUGGUUGGACACCCAUUUUUGUUGCUGCCAGUGAAGGGUUUGAAAGUGUAGUCAACAUUUUGUUGCAGCAUAAUUGCCAUUAUGACUUGGUGGAUGAAUCUGGUUGGUUACCCAUGGAACAUGCCUCGUUAAGAGGUCAUUUAGCAGUGGCAGAUUUGUUAAAACCAAAAAAUGAACAGUUGUUAUUUUACGAUAUUAGCAACCACGAGAAUAACUUACAAAGAGUUCCCGCCAGCUCCAUUCAGAAUCCCACCAGCAAUGCAUUAUUGUUGGAUGACUCGUUGGUGAUGUCUUCCACUUCUUCUAUUGACAUUUUACCUGAAUCUAACAAAAACGCCGUCAAUGAGGUGUAUAAACAGUUAAAGCAGUUUGACAACUCGUCUCAGAUCUCGGUGGAUUCAACUGCAAAUCAGAAAUCCAGAUCGAAAUCCCCUAUGAAUGUGAAGAGAAUCAAGCCUAUCAAGUCUUUCGGUCACACAUACUUGAAUAAUGACGAGUCUUUGGUGCUCAUCACCUUGGGAACCACUGACUUGAGAGACGAUAAGAAACCAAUUGAGUUGAAUGAUAUCUCGUUGGCUAAGACCUAUAUCACUGAAUUGGAUACAGCCUUGUCGUUGGUAAUUACCUGUCGGAACAAGUUGAACAAUGAGAGUAUUGAGCCUCCAGUGGUCAUCGACCUUCCGUUGGAAGACCAUCAUGGGUCAGCUACAGACCCAAUCACCUUCAAGUUGACCAACAAUUUGACUUCCAGCGAUGUGAUUGUCACGUUUGAUAUUGUCCCUACCUACCAAUAUAACCAGAACCCAGACGUUGUAUUACCUUUAAAUAAAGAAGAAACGAUUUUAGGGAGGGCUGUUGCUCUUUUGGGUGAUGUGUAUACCAAUGUGGGACCAAAAUUAAGAUCUUUACAUUCAGUUGUCACGUCGCCCAUCAUUGAGUCAAGGACUUUAAAUGUCUUGGGCAGUGUCAGAUUCGAGUUUCUAUGUGUCAAAUCUUUCAACCAUCCAAACAUGAAGAUUGGAAGAACCGAUACUUACUGGAAACAGUUGGUUUCUACCAGGGUUAUUGGACACAGAGGUUUGGGUAAGAAUGUGAGUAACAAGAAGUCCUUGCAGUUGGGUGAAAAUACGGUGGAAUCGUUCAUUGCCGCAGCUUCGUUGGGUGCUUCAUAUGUCGAGUUUGACGUCCAAUUGACCAAGGACUCGGUCCCUGUGAUUUACCACGAUUUCUUGGUGGCCGAGUCGGGAGUCGAUAUUCCAAUGCAUACGUUGACGGCCGAACAGUUCUUGCACUUGAACGAUAAUGAACCCUACAGCAACCACAAAAAACAGUGGACUCCAAGCAGAACCAAUAGUCCUUUAGAACUCGCCGAUACCAAUGGAACGGAAGUGACAUCCUUGUCAUUAAAUUCUCCCAGUGUCCAGUCACCAAAGAUCCAACCUUAUGCCAUGGACGACGAGAUUUUGAGUAAAAGAUCUAGGUCAAAAGGUGCUUACAAGUCUGUUCCGAACAUGGCAAAGAACCAUCAUUUGCACCAGUCGUUCAGUCAUGGAGAUCAUGAAAGUGACGACGAUUUGGAAAGAGAAUUGCAAGACCAGCACAGCAGAAGAAUGAAAUUGACCAAGACCUGGAAAGAUAAAGGCUUCAAAGGUAAUGCUAGAGGUUUAUCAAUUGCGUCUGAUUUUGUGACUUUAAAGGAUUUGUUUAGGAAGUUACCAAGGAAUGUUGGGUUCAAUAUUGAAGUCAAGUACCCGAUGUUGGACGAAGCCCAAGAAGAAAGUAUGGGAGAUAUUGCCUAUGAUGUUAAUCACUAUGUUGACACUAUCUUGCAAGUUGUGUACGACGAAAACCUUACUGGAAGAGAUAUAAUACUCUCGUCGUUCCACCCGGAUGUGUGUUUGAUGUUGUCGUUGAAGCAGCCUACUAUUCCUAUUCUUUACUUGACUGAAGCCGGAACCCAUUCCAUGGCAGAUAUUAGAGCAUCCUCCUUACAGAAUGCCAUUCGGUUUGCAAAAAAGUGGAAUUUAUUGGGAAUUGUGAGUGCCGCUGAAACCUUGGUCAAAACCCCUAGGUUGGCCCAGGUUAUCAAAUCUUCAGGGUUAGUGUGUGUAACCUAUGGAGUAUUGAAUAAUAGCCCAGAGAAUUGCAAAAUCCAGAUGAAGGCCGGUGUAGACGCGGUCAUUGUCGAUAGUGUUUUGGCAGUCAGAGAAGGAAUUAGAAAGGAUGUUGAGAAGGCCAACAGCGAGAGCGAAGCCAGCAGCGUCUAUUAGUUUUUAUAUGUUUUGCGUUUACCUAGUUUAUUAUACGAAAUUUAGACAUUCG
Molecule: messenger RNA, 4251 nt
Organism: Yamadazyma tenuis ATCC 10573
Lineage: Eukaryota; Fungi; Ascomycota; Pichiomycetes; Serinales; Debaryomycetaceae
Gene: GDE1
Product: glycerophosphocholine phosphodiesterase
Biological process (GO): glycerophospholipid catabolic process
Molecular function (GO): protein binding; glycerophosphocholine phosphodiesterase activity
Source: RefSeq, a predicted model, not a curated record